UUUACGCUGAAAUAAACCAUCACUCAUCAAAGCCCUUCAACAGUUGUCGUCUCUGCAUCAGGGUCUGAAAUAUCCCUGGCCAGUUUCUUCAAUUUGUUGGGAAAAAUGGGGCUUGAUAGUCAGCAGGAGAAGGAUGCUAGAGACAAGGCCAUUGAUGAUUGGCUUCCGAUCACGUCCUCCCGGAACGCGAAAUGGUGGUACUCUGCAUUCCACAAUGUGACCGCCAUGGUUGGGGCUGGCGUCCUCAGUCUCCCUUACGCCAUGGCAGGGCUCGGAUGGGGUCCUGGGGUGGUUAUUCUUGUUCUGUCAUGGAUCGUCACAUUGUACACUCUAUGGCAAAUGGUUGAGAUGCAUGAAAUGGUUCCUGGAAAGCGGUUUGACAGAUACCAUGAGUUAGGACAACAUGCCUUCGGUGAAAAGCUUGGCCUCUGGAUUGUGGUGCCUCAACAGGUGAUUGUAGAAGUGGGUGUUAACAUUGCCUACAUGAUCACUGGAGGCAAAUCCUUGCGGAAGCUCCAUAACACAGUCUGUCCCGACUGCAAACCCAUCAGGACCACCUACUUCAUCAUGAUCUUUGCCUCUUGUCACUUUGUUCUCUCCCAUUUGCCCAAUUUCAACUCCAUCAGUGGUGUCUCAUUUGCUGCCGCAGCCAUGUCCUUAGCUUACUCAACUAUUGCUUGGACAGCUUCGGUUCAUAAGGGUGUCCAACCAGAUGUGCAGUAUUCGUACACAGCUUCCACCACAGCUGGAAGAGUCUUCACCUUCUUUAGCGCCUUGGGUGACGUAGCAUUUGCCUAUGCUGGUCACAACGUGGUGUUGGAGAUCCAAGCAACAAUUCCUUCCACCCCUGAGAAGCCUUCCAAGGGAUCCAUGUGGAAAGGAGUCGUUUUCGCUUAUAUUGUUGUUGCCAUCUGCUACUUCCCUGUUGCCCUGAUUGGAUACUGGAUGUUUGGGAACAGCGUUGCUGAUAAUAUCCUCAUCACACUGGAGAAGCCACGUUGGCUAAUAGCAGCAGCCAACAUGUUUGUUGUCAUCCACGUUAUUGGAAGCUACCAGAUAUAUGCAAUGCCAAUGUUUGACAUGUUGGAAACAUUGUUGGUGAAGAAACUGAAAUUCACACCAUGUUUCAGGCUUCGCCUUAUUACCCGCACUCUAUAUGUUGCUUUUACUAUGUUCAUUGGUAUGCUGAUCCCUUUCUUCGGUAGUCUCCUUGGAUUCUUGGGAGGAUUGGUUUUUGCCCCAACAACAUACUUUCUCCCUUGUAUCAUGUGGCUUGCUGUUUACAAACCCAGAAGGCUUAGUUUAUCAUGGUUUGCAAAUUGGAUGUGUAUAGGACUGGGAAUAAUAUUGAUGACUCUAGCUCCCAUUGGUGCACUAAGGCAGAUCAUCCUUCAAGCCAAGACCUUCAAGUUGUUCUCCUGAUGAUCUUCCCAUCGUAGUAAGGAUUUGGUGGUAAUGGCUCUGAAGAUUGAAAGAUCCAAGAUGGGAAUUAUGUUUACAAAGGUGUUUUCAACUAUGAUGGCUUCAUUUCAGAAAAUGCAUAUUAUGGGUUAGUCUAGGAAAAUGGGACUUGGCUGAGGAGGCAGCUGAAACAGUUGUAUCUGUUCUCAGGGUUUAAUGGUUUUCUCUUUAGUUCUUUCAUUUGCUUGGACACAUCUAUAUUACAUACAUAAUUUCAGCUCUUUGGUGAAAAAUGUUGUGAAUUUCAAUUCUCUUCAAUAUUAUCUCCCCUUAUAUGUCAA
Messenger RNA from Vitis riparia (riverbank grape), 1742 nucleotides. RefSeq names its product lysine histidine transporter 1-like. The record is from RefSeq and is a predicted model, not a curated record. The transcript is spliced from 7 exons. Gene Ontology annotation, cellular component: plasma membrane. The coding region runs from base 106 to 1422 and encodes 438 amino acids. NCBI's taxonomy places the organism in Eukaryota, Viridiplantae, Streptophyta, Magnoliopsida, Vitales, Vitaceae.